Molecule: messenger RNA, 1853 nt
Organism: Hippopotamus amphibius kiboko
Lineage: Eukaryota; Metazoa; Chordata; Mammalia; Artiodactyla; Hippopotamidae
Gene: C12H12orf57
Product: chromosome 12 C12orf57 homolog
Exons: 3
Coding region: 1386-1766 (126 amino acids)
Biological process (GO): post-embryonic development
Source: RefSeq, a predicted model, not a curated record
GGAGAGGGGAUCUCCAAGAGCCUGGAACCCUGACUCUGCCAUAAGGGGUGCUAGUCCUGGCCUUCCUCGCAAGCCUGGGAAGUCAGGAUGCUUCUAUUCAGCUCUAGGGAACUGCUCAGACUUGGGAGGCGUUUCUGCCACUGGCCCCACAGCUAGGGGCCACCAGAGACCUGAAUCCUUUCCGUGAAAUAGUUAGAAAUGGUGAUGAAGUGAAGGUGGAGAGGGCGUGGCUGCAAUAAGUUAAAGCGUUCAGAACCCAGGAGUCUUAACCACCUUAUGGUUUGAGGAGGGAGUGGGUGCCUAUCAACGCCCCAAAGGGAAGGGAAAUUAGAGGGCGUUAGCGCACAUCCGACACAAAGCCAUUUUAGGAAAGUGCAGGAGCUGCUUUAAGCGCCAAGCUUUUAUUGCUGGGAAUUCCUGGCGUCGUCCUUUAAAACUAAAGGGGAGGGGCUUCCUAGGUGGCGCAGUGGUUAAGAAUCCGCCUGCCAAUGCAGGGGACACGGGUUGGAUCCCCGCUCUAGGAAGAUCCCACAUGCCGCGGAGCCACUAAGCCCGUGCGCCAUGACUAUUGAGCCUGCGCUCUAGAGCCCGUGAACCACAACUGUUGAGCCCAUGUGCUGCAACUACUGAAGCCCACGCACCUAGAGCCCGUGCUCUGCAACAAGAGAAGCCACGGCAAUGAGGAGCCUGCGCACCACAACGAAGAGUAGCCCCCACUCACCGCAACUAAAAAGAACCCCCCCCCCCGCACAGCAAAAAAGACCCAACACAGCCAAUAAAAUAAAUAAAUAAGUAAAUUUAUAAAAAAAACUAAAGGGGAGUGACUGGUUUCUUCCUCAGCCAAUCGGCAUCGAGUCAUUUGCAUAGGCCCGUAUCAAACGUUCACAAAUUCUAGAAACGAAUGAUUUAAGAGAGUUCUUUAGAAUACUAUUUUCCUUUCUGAAAAUUGCAGUGUGCCUUGUUACUGGUACAGCAAUAAGAUUCAGGAAACGCCACUCACAGCUCACCCUCACCGAUAGUAGAGUUGGUGGAUAUGCCACCUUCUCUCCAGGCGGCACUCAUACAGUGUUACAGCUCUUUUAGAAUUUGUCUAGCAGGUUUUCCGGUCCAGCACCGGAAAACCCCCUUUCUAUAAGUCGUUUUUAACAAAAGAAAGACUUUGGUGUUUGGAAGAUGGUGGUCGUCUGUGGAAGUGGUGUAGUUUCAGGAGUGCCGGUGAUUCCCGAGAGUUAAAAGCGGGUAGGGGGGAAUUCUCUCCGGUGGCUUCCGGCCUCGGUUGAUGCAGCUUCCCUUCCGCUCUCGCCCGUUUGGAGAGUCGUUCUAGGAGACCGCUCGCUUCUCCGGAGCGUUUACCCUGGCAGCGCUGCACGUGCAUCUUUUGUCCUAUGGCGUCUGCCUCGGCCCAGGCUGCCGCCUUGAGCGCCGAGCAGGCCAAGGUGGUCCUGGCCGAGGUGAUCCAGGCGUUCUCGGCCCCGGAGAACGCCGUGCGCAUGGACGAGGCUCGGGACAAUGCGUGUAACGACAUGGGCAAGAUGCUGCAAUUCGUGCUGCCCGUGGCCACGCAGAUUCAGCAGGAGGUUAUCAAAGCCUAUGGCUUCAGCUGCGACGGGGAAGGUGUCCUUAAGUUUGCCCGCUUGGUCAAGUCUUACGAAGCCCAGGAUCCUGAGAUUGCCAGCCUGUCAGGCAAGCUGAAGGCGCUGUUCCUGCCGCCCAUGACCCUGCCACCCCAUGGGCCUGCUUCGGGUGGCAGCGUGGCCGCCUCCUGAGCACCCCCCCCCCCACCACCACCAUGACACUGCUGGGGGAGGGAAGACCUUGGUGUUCUGGAGGAUAAUAAAUGUGCCUGUGACUUA